UAAGAUGGGCUAAAAACGCACUUUCUAUGUAUCCGAAAAAUGCGAGCAUUGCUAGGAGGACUACGUAAAGUUUCACACACUCUCUUUGAUUGCUGAUCGGCGAUUAAGGAAUAUGGAGAGAAAUUGCAGAGUUGCCACUGUGGCGAUGGCGUUGAUUCUACUACAAAUGAUUUUAAUGGCACCGCCUUCACUUGCUUACAGACCCGGAGACAUCGUUCCUAUGAGCCGCAUGGGUCAAUACCACUCUACUAGGACGGUUUGGCACGAUAUGAUAGGGAGGCACUGCCCAAUCUUCGCUGUUAAUCGCGAGACGUUGAUUCCGAUACCGAAACCCACUGGUUAUACUGGAGCUGAUCCAUAUAAAAUAUCAUUUCAAGUUGGAAGAGAGAAAUUUUAUAUCCCGUGGCUUUUUGUGAUCAACCGAAAGAGCUCAGAGGUCCCAAUGAUUGAAAUGCAUUUGAGGUAUUCCGGUGCUGAUUUGCUUGGUGUCACUGCAAAAGUUAUAGAUAUGCCUCACAGCUAUUUAGAAAUUCAUCCUGACAUUCAUAAACAAUUCUGGGAUCAGCAGCUAUGGCCAAAACAUAUUCUUGUCAGAUACACUUGGGAAGAGCAUUCAGAGAUUGACGUGGCUUCUGGAUUCUAUGUUCUCUUUGGAUCAGGUCUUAUCCUUUCGUUUAUGCUCUCAAUUUACAUUUUGCAAUCAUCUCGAGAUAAAUUAGUGAGGUUUGUGAGAGAGACUGUUGCUGAUAGCAGCAUACCCAGUGGAGGCAUAGCGAAAGUUGAAUGAUGAAUAUUGGCUGAAUUUUAAACACAUCCUGCUUCAAUCAUAUAUUUUUUGAUGAAAUUCUGAUCUUUCUGCAUUUUGCAACUUAACAUGAAUUGUUUAGACCAUUAGUGGCCAAAGGGUGAAACGGAGAAGUGGUUUGGGGGGGAAGGCGGGGGAACUAGGGAGUUGGGAUGUGUAGAAUGACAUGUAUUUAUACAGGUGCAAGUUGGAAGGAGGGUUCAACACAAAAUUUUCUUGUGCUUUUACUUUUUAAGCUAAUUGUACUUUUGUUUUGAUCUUGGUUUCUUCCUGAAAUAGUUAUUGUAGGCAGCUGAAGCCAUUAUAACCCAUUUUCAGACAAUGUUGGCAUUACCAGGUGACAUUACUAUGUUCUUGCAUUAUUGGUGAUCAUUGAUAA
Messenger RNA from Olea europaea var. sylvestris, 1184 nucleotides. RefSeq lists its product as uncharacterized. Bases 113 to 787 code for a protein of 224 amino acids. The record is from RefSeq and is a predicted model, not a curated record. The transcript has 9 exons. Lineage: Eukaryota; Viridiplantae; Streptophyta; Magnoliopsida; Lamiales; Oleaceae.